UGUGACCUGUUUGAGGAUCAGUGAGUAUCAAGUCAGCAGCAAGGAUGUCAUUGGGAAGGGAAUUUGUUUAGUCCUAUAUCGACAUGGUCUUUUGGAGUCAGCCAGUAUUUCCUCAACACAUGUGAGUUGGAAAAACAGCCUUCUGUACAAAGACAAGCGACGUUGUUGUCAACAAGCUGUUAUUUCCCCGUGUAUCGUGUGUUUACGUCGAGGCAUGGCACAUGACUAGAAUAAUAAACGUGUGAUGAUGGCCACAAGUACAUCGACCUCCAGAUUCCCCAAGACCGAUGGCCAUGUAAGCAGCUACCAGCAACAAGAAUGGGAUUACGCGCUGCCUGUACCCAAACUCAGCUUCUCUGUGGCAUCUGUCCUCGUCUUCUGUCUGGCGGUACUGUGCUUCGCGAACAGUCAUGACGGAGCGUUUAUUUUUGAUGAUCUGUCGGCCAUUACUACAAACAAAGACUUGCUCCCCGAGGCCCCGCUCUCAACCAUUUUCGCUCAUGACUUUUGGGGAAAUAAGUUGGACAACAGAAGUCACAAGUCCUACAGACCCCUCACGGUGAUGACGUACAGGUGGAACUAUGCCUGGGCAGGUGGCCUUCAUCCUCGGGGCUUCCACGUUGUCAACAUCGUCCUGCACGGCUUGGUGUCGGUCAUCUUCCUGGCAGUAUUCUCUGUCCUCAUGUCUGGUUACCAGGUGGACCAGGAAUCUGCCAGGCCGGUGUUUGCCUCGCCCCGAGCUUCUCUCCUGUGUGCUGUGUUGUUUGCUGUGCAUCCCAUUCACACUGAAAGUGUAGCAGGGGUCGUGGGUCGGGCUGAUCUGCUGUGUGCCUUGACCUUCCUCCUUUCAUUCCUGCUGUACGCCAGGGCCUGCCUCUCACCUACAUCCCUGGUCAGUUACCGUCCCGCGUCCUUCUCCCUGGUGUCUCUACUGGCCAGUAUGUGCCUGUGUGUCGUGUCCACCUUCUGUAAGGAGCAGGGCAUCACUGUCAUAGGUAUAUGUAGUGUUUAUGACAUCAUCAUGGUGUGUCGAGUCCAUCCCGUGCAAUGGCUGUCAAAUAGGAAACACCGUGUCAAAGAUAAGCAGGAAAUGAAUCUCUGGAUCAAGGGUCUCCUCGUGCGUCACCUCAUCCUGUUCCUGACUGGCGUGUCACUCCUCUUCACUCGACUUAGAAUCAAUGGAUUUGAAACACCAAAAUUCACUUUGGAAGACAAUCCACAUUCGUUUGUAAAUGGCACUAUAUCGAAAAUUUUGAACUACAAUUACAUCUAUGCCAUCAACGUUUGGCUGCUGUUGAAUCCAUGGUGGCUAUGUUGUGAUUGGUCGAUGGGCUGUAUACCUGUCAUCACCUCAUUGGCUGAUCCCAGAAUACUGGCAGACAUAGCUCUCUGGGCUGGGUUUGGUGUUUUGUUCUGUCAUUGUUUCCAUGGUGAACUCAAUAGAGAUCGAAGGAUCCUGAUAACCUCUCUGGCAGUGUUGGGUAUUCCCUUCCUGCCCGCCAGCAACCUGUUUUUCCGUGUGGGCUUCGUGAUCGCAGAGAGGAACCUGUACCUGUCCUGUGCUGGCUUCUGUAUGUUGGUGGUGCUCGGGGCAAGGCAGAUCUGCCAUCAACUGUAUCCCACAACCAAGAAGUGUGUGUCAGUCGGGUUUAUAGUCAUCAUACUGCUGUUUCUUCUACGAUCGAUGGAGAGGAGCAAGGAUUUCAGGGGAGAAGUGGCGUUAUUCACAUCUGGAGCCAACGUGUGCCCCCUGAAUGCUAAGAUUCACUACAACAUUGGAAACGUCCAAGAUAAGAACAACAAUACAGAUAUUGCUAUUGGUGAAUACAGGCUAGCUUUAAA
Haliotis rufescens (red abalone) is the source of this 1842-nucleotide messenger RNA. RefSeq names its product protein O-mannosyl-transferase TMTC4-like. Lineage: Eukaryota; Metazoa; Mollusca; Gastropoda; Lepetellida; Haliotidae. Gene Ontology annotation, biological process: endoplasmic reticulum unfolded protein response; protein O-linked glycosylation via mannose. The annotation marks the transcript as partial. The record is from RefSeq and is a predicted model, not a curated record. The transcript is spliced from 12 exons. Gene Ontology annotation, molecular function: mannosyltransferase activity. Gene Ontology annotation, cellular component: endoplasmic reticulum.